UGAACCAUGGUUCAUUAUAGCACAGUUCCUGGCUUGUUUAAUUUGUGCUCAGUAAUCUGAAGUUGAGUGUGUGGCGGGUGGCAGUGGAGGGAGUAUUUAUCUGUGAUUGUGUCUCUUGAAUUUCAGAUGAGAUUCUGGAAGUGCUGUCUGAUACUGAGGAGAAGCCAUGCCAGGAGCCUCCAAUCAUUAUCAUUGAUGAUGAUGAUGAUGAUUUGGAGGGCCCUGUGAUAAUAGAAGAUGAUUCGUGUGACGAGGGCCAGACUCCCUCAAAUGAGCAAAAGAAGGAUGAGUUUACUAUCUUCCAACGGAAAGUAUCUAAUAAUGUUGGUCAUCAGAAUCUUAAGAAAGAUCCCUGCCAACCACCAGUUGAUGAUCCUAACGUUGAACUAGCGAUGUCAAUUAGCAAGUUGUCAACUGAUGAAAAGCCUGAGCCUGUGGUGGAACAACCAAUGAAAAGGAAGAAUAAAAGCAAGAAUAUAUCCGUGAAACCUGUUGUUGAAGGACGGAAGACACGUGGGUCUUCCAAGAAGAAACCAAGUGCAGCAAAAAGUGAAAAAUGCAAGCCUGGGGCUUCUGAAUGCAAAAUACCUGGAUGUUUCUUGCGUGGCCUUGAGAAUUUAAAGGAGUAUUCUGGCAAGAAGUUCAAGCGAAAUAAGGAUGAACUGGUUCAGAGAAUCUACGCUCUGCUUAACAGCUCUGUCUUUGAUGAAAAGCUGCCGGAGAAAAUUGAUAUCGGCUGGAAUAAAAAGAUGCUGAGAACUGCUGGCUUAUGCACCACUGGCGAGAUUCGACGCCCGAAGAGGCAGCGUUAUGCGAAGAUUGAGAUUUCUCUGAAAGUCUGCGACUCUGCAGACCGACUCCGGGAUACUUUGAUCCAUGAGAUAUGCCACGCAGCCUCCUGGCUACUUGAUGGUAUCCGUGAUUCCCAUGGUGAUGCCUGGAAGUAUUAUGCCCGAAAAUCUAAUAUGGUGCACCCGGAGCUGCCCAAGGUCACUCGUUGCCAUAACUAUGAGAUAAACUACAGGAUUGUUUACGAGUGUACUAAGUGCAAAUCCAGGAUCGGCCGCUACACCCGAUCCCUGAACACUGACCGCUUCAUCUGUGCCCAGUGCAGGGGCCCUCUGGUCAUGCUGCCACAGACUCGGAAGGAUGGGACCCCCAUUCAGCCCCAUGUGAGACCAUUUGCCAAGUAUGUGAAGGAGAAUUACAGGAUCGUUCAGAGGCAGACAGAAGGAAUUAGUCAUGGAGAUGUGAUGCGAAAGCUCAGCAAGGAUUUUGCUGCCAAAAAAAAAAUGCUGGGUCUUUGAGGUUUUCUGAGUAUUUGUGUGAGGUGAGUCGUCUAUUGGUCAGGAGUUUUAGAAAGAGAUCUUAGACGAAGUUAGGAAUAUUAGAGUUUAAAUCCUUUUAAAGUAGCUUCCUGUUGUUAGUAAAUGAUUGUUCUUAACCAAGGGUUAACUGUUUUGUGCCCUUAGUCUUACUCAGAAGCCCUUGGUAUCUACCUUGGGUCUUACUUAGAUGCUGUAGUUGUAAUGUAGUGAAUGAAAUGCAAAAGAGGAAUGAGUUUUGGAGAGUGGCAGGUGGAGAGAGUGAGAGUUAAUGCUGAAGAGAGAACAAGUUUUAAAGGCAGUCCUUCAAAAGCAGGGCUGCUGUCAGGUGUAGCCUGUUAUACUUACCUAGAAUUAAAGGACAAAUGUGUUUCAUAAAUUAGUUGAUAUUGUAUGAAGCCGUCUGAGCCAAUGUAACUGUUCACAAGAUAAGAAAUAAAUAAAUAAAUUG
Messenger RNA from Camelus dromedarius (Arabian camel), 1776 nucleotides. It is a transcript of the gene GCNA, whose product is annotated as germ cell nuclear acidic peptidase. Bases 393 to 1307 code for a protein of 304 amino acids. Gene Ontology annotation, cellular component: nucleus. The record is from RefSeq and is a predicted model, not a curated record. Lineage: Eukaryota; Metazoa; Chordata; Mammalia; Artiodactyla; Camelidae. The transcript has 6 exons.